Ilex paraguariensis (yerba mate) is the source of this 984-nucleotide messenger RNA. Lineage: Eukaryota; Viridiplantae; Streptophyta; Magnoliopsida; Aquifoliales; Aquifoliaceae. The record is from the annotation of a GenBank genome assembly.
AUGGGAAGUUACUUCAGCUUGGCCCAAUGGCAGGAGCUUGAACUUCAGGCAUUGAUCUUCAGGCAUAUGUUAGCUGGUGCAGCUGUUCCUCCUGAACUCCUCCACCUAGUCAAGAAAAGCCUUCUCAAUACUCCAUAUUACCUCUCCAACCCUCUUCCUCACUACCCCUAUUACCAGCCAGCUUUGCUACAACCAGGUUAUUGGGGAAGAGCUGCCAUGGAUCCGGAGCCCGGCCGGUGCCGGAGGACUGACGGAAAGAAAUGGAGGUGCUCAAGAGAUGUGAUGGCUGGGCACAAGUACUGCGAGCGCCACAUGCACCGUGGCCGGAACCGUUCAAGAAAGCCUGUGGAAAUCCCCACACCCACCACCGCCGUUCACGGUGGUACUGGUAAUGGUGGUGGUGGAGUCCUCAAAAUCAACAACCCCGUUGUUUCUCAGCCCCUAACCGCCGUGGCUGGUGGUAACAACCAUUUUGGGCUUUCUGUGCCUUCACCUUCCAUGGAUCUCCUCCACUUCCAUCAAAGGCCCUUGGAGUCAAAAACUGAAAACAUGGGUCUACUUAGAGGACCCCAAAAUGAGGUAUCUGAGGACGGCAAAUCCAAUGGUGGAGUCCUUCGCCAUUUCUUCGAUGAUUGGCCAAGAUCACUUAAUGAAACUGACAAUGCUGAAAGCAAUGGUAGCUCCGUGGCUUCGGCCACCAACCUCUCCAUUUCGAUCCCGGGAAACCCCUUGUCCGACUUCUCAUUGAAACUGUCCACUGGUACUACUACUAAUGGAGAUGAAGCAGGGCCUCAAGAGGGCAAUGUAGGACGAGAGAGACCCCAUUUGAAUUGGGCUGCAGCAUGGGGGUCGAACCAGGUGGCUCCAAUGGGUGGACCAUUGGCUGAAGCAUUGAGAUCAUCAACCUCCAAUUCGUCGCCGACUAGCGUUCUACAUCAGUUGCAGCGCCGCUCUGCGUCGGAGGCGAGCUAUGUCAGCACCUGA